Molecule: messenger RNA, 1095 nt
Organism: Chenopodium quinoa (quinoa)
Lineage: Eukaryota; Viridiplantae; Streptophyta; Magnoliopsida; Caryophyllales; Amaranthaceae
Product: zinc finger BED domain-containing protein RICESLEEPER 2-like
Exons: 4
Coding region: 1-1095 (364 amino acids)
Molecular function (GO): DNA binding
Source: RefSeq, a predicted model, not a curated record
AUGCGUAAUUUAAAUGGGCAACAACAAUUAGGUUUCCAAAUUUCUACUCCUCAAUCUGAAAAUAAUCAGGGUCUUGAAAACUGGAAAUAUGACCAUGCUAAGAUUAGAGAACUUAUGGCUCACAUGAUUAUUGUUCAUGAGCUACCAUUCAUGUUUACAGAAUAUGAGGUCUUUAAUAUGUUAAUGAGAGCCUUUGCCCCAGAAUAUGAAAAAGUUUCACGUGUGACUGCGAAAAAUAAUUGUAUGACUAGUUAUGACAUUAAAAAGAAGAGAACUAAGGGAUUAGUCAUUAAUUUUGUGGAUAUUCUGCCAUCUCACUCCGGAGUUGCGGUUCAUGAUGCUUUAUAUAAAUGUUUAGUUGAGUGGGAAAUUGAGAGUAAAUUUACUUGUAUAACAGUGAAUAAUGCAACUUACAAUGAUGUAGUUGUAAGGGCAUUGAAAGAUAGCAUAUCUUGCCAAGCUAUUUUACCUUAUGGUGGAAAGUUAUUUCAUGUCCAUUGUUGUGCUCAUAUACUUAACAUUUUGGUGCACGAUGGGUUAGAAGAGAUAGAGGAUGUAAUAUAUAAGGUGAGGGAAAGUGUGAAGCAUGUGAUAGCAUCCAUAGCUCGACUUAACAUCUUUAGUGAAAUAUGUAAACAACUAAAGUUACCUGGUAGAAGGUACAAGAAUAGAGAGCCAAGUUACAAUCUUUUGCCAUCUGAUGAAGAGUGGAAGAAAGUUGAAGUUGUUUGCACUUUCUCAUCACUAUUUAACCAAGCUACUGAAAUAAUUUCAGGAAGUGAGUAUCCAACUUCAAACUUAUUUUUGCCAGAACUUACCAACAUUAAGGAAGCUUUGGAGAGUCAAGUUGAAAGUGACUAUGAUUUUAUGAGGGCAAUGGCUCAAAGGAUGAAGGUUAAAUUUGAUAAAUACUGGGGAAAUUGUAAUUUGAUUAUAUCUGUUGCAGCUGCAUUAGAUCUUAGAAAUAAAUUAAAAUUAAUUGAGAGGUCUUUUUCUACAAUUUACACGGAGGAUGAAAUGGCAACACAUACAAAAAAUAUGUGCGGGACACUUUGUAUGAGAUCUACUUGGAGUAUGUUGAAGCUCAUUCUUUGA